GGUUUUCGUUUCGUUUCUUGAUCGUUCAUGCUCCUUUGGAGAGAAGAGGCAUUGAUUGCGGGCGUGUAGAUCGGUGCGCGGCUCAGCAAGCAAGCAAACAGCAUCACCACCUUCCUUUUUUUUCUGUGUCAUUUUUCGCUUCUUUCUCUUUUUCGUCUUCUUUUUUUCCCUUGUUCUUGCUAUCCGUUUCUUUUCCUUUGUGUCAAUGUUUCAGCCAAUACUAACCUUCCAACCUAUCGUCACUCAUUAACAACAAAUUCGAAACUCUAUCACCCUAUCCAACUAAACGAAACGUAUUCACCGAAAAUCCUCAUCACUUGAACAAUUCGGCAAACAAAGGCCCUGCCAAUGAUGGCUCCUCAUGGCUCUCACUACCGCGCCUAGGCUAGUUGGAUCCUUUGUCUCUGUAGCUGCAGAACACCGCACGAGCCCAUUUUCGCGCAGAAAGGCGGUGCGCGGCCGAGACACACGUCACUUAUUGGGAGAGAAUUUCUUCAGGCUCCAGUAGCCACUUCACUUUGACCAACAGCGAGGAGGCCCCCCACGAAAGGCUGUCGACAUUCAAAGAGGAGGGGAAGGAAGGUGCGGUUUGAAACACGUUGGGGUUCUACAAUAUCUCGGACAACGCAAAUAUUGUGGUUACCUCGGUCGUGUGCGCGAGCCGCCCCCGAAUUUCAGAGCCUUCCUAUUUUUUCUUUGCUUCUCGCAGCAUCCCCCGCCACCCGCUACCGACGUCAGCCUCGCCCUCCAUCCUCCUCUUUUUUGCAUUGCAUUGCAUUGCAUUGCGAGCUCCGAGCUUGCUGGAUCCUUCCUUUUUGUCCGAAGCGGCGCUUUGGGAAGAAGAAAGGUCCCCCCCCACUGACAACAAAGAGCUCCGGCCCGCCUAAAUACCUAAGCUCUCCUAACCGAACGUCGCUGCGUCUGGCUUGCGAUACACGACGUUCGUUUGCCUCGAAUUUCCAACUUACACAAACGCCUAUUGCUUGCCAACAACAAACUCAGCCAGUCCUAGGCAAACAUCAGACGUACCCUCGUCUGACGCCAAAGACGAGGCGAACCUCAUCUUCACGAUGGGUGAGGCUCAUCUCUUUCAUCAGCCGACGGGGCGCUUGCUCGGCUCGAGCCGACAUCAUGCGUCCAGCUCAAUAUCAUCCAUCGGACAGCGCGCUACCGACGACCUGCUCUCCUCCAUGACCCCUUCGACUGCCCUAGAUGCAUUCCGCAACCCCACCGGUGCACUCAAGAAAUGUCUUGACACGGCUACAGCCGCAGAACAGUCAUUUGCCUUGGGAGCUGCCAUAGCGUCCAAGAACAUCUACGACUGGUUGACUGAGCUGUCGGGAUGGGUCUGGCCAACUGAUAAAGAUGGUUCUUCGGGGUUCGACCCGGCGGCAUCUAGGGCGCGGCAAAAACGCGGCUCCUACUAUGAUGAUGUCGCGGACGAGACCAGGGCUGAUGAGAAUGAGGAUCUUAUAGGGGACAAGGCGUGGCUGGGAUGCCUGCAGGCCAGUGAUGUUGUGCAUUACGAGCAGCGCCUUGCUUCAAUACAAGCCGAGCUGGACGAUAUGGAUAUUGAAGGCAUCAAGCGGCAUGUGCUAUACAACCAUAUCUUGCCCCUGUCAAGGCCCGGCACACCCAUGUCCGCCAGGUCCGCAGUCUCAGCAACAGGAUCAACAGCCUCUUUCUACAACAAAAUGGACGAUAUAACAGCUCUCGUCACUGCUACAGUAGUACAAACGCUUCCAAAUCUUUCACGCCUAGUACGACUUAUGAGCAGUUGGCGUGUCCGGCUUCUCGUUCUGCGGAGGGUGCCGAUGACAUUGAAGCUCCUAGACGAUGCGGAGAUUGCACUCAGGUCAGGGUGGAACGUUAUCAAUGCCGACAUGAACAAGAACUCAAGUUUGGCUGCAACUGCGGACGAUUCAACUGUCAUGCCGCAACGUCCCACGUUGCUCCGGCAUGACUUUGAGGUCAUCAAGUCUGUGCUGGGUCAAAAGACGGCACAGGCUGGUCGUGCAAUCGAUUUCAUGCUGGACCAGCUGGAUGGUCGACCAGAGACUGUGCCCUCUGAAUGGAUCGAUCGUAUGGAUGGUCUUGAAAAGGGGUAUGGUGACUGGAUAGCCGUCUGCGAGAAGAUGAUGACAGAUGCAGAACUCGCCAAGACCGUUCGGCCCAGACCAUCGGUCCAAAUACUCGACCAAACUCCUGAUGACUCUACCAAGAGGCCAACAAGCUCAGCUUCUACCAUGACCACCGUGAUCACCAGCCAUGAGCAGACCGAAACCCCACCACUGACCAAGGUACAGGCAAGAAAUAGCCACAUAACCGAAAUCAGCCCUCCCAGUUCACCACCCUCGAUGAGUCGACACCAGCGUGCCAGAUCUACCUCGUUUACCGACAUACCUCCGCUGUUGGAGGAAGACGAGAGUAUUCUAGAAGGAACGCCGCCUAAAUCACCACUCGAACCAUCCUUACUCGAGGAUUCCGAGCCGGAGACACCACAGCAGCUGCCUCAGAUCAGGCAAGACCACGCUGACGAGCUCCAGCAGAAAAUUAGUUCGAUUCUAGGCUCGAUUCCGGCGAAGAUCCACUUGUCAUCACAGCCCAGCCCUAUCAACCACCUCAACCCACCGGAUUUGCAACUGCCACAUCUCAACACCAAAUCGUCAAGGCACUUUGACCGCAGUUCCACGCCAAGAAGUCAAUCAAGGAGCCAGUCGGCAAUGUCGACAAGAUCCUCUAGAGCCGGGACACCUGCUUUCCUAUUGGCGCCUGCAUUUGCCAGAACGACCAGAUCACGGAUGCAGAGAGACAUUCAAGUCUAUCAUCUAUCGCGUGAGUCGACUGGCGAGCCGCCGAUCAAGCUUUUCAUCAGGCUGGUCGGUGAGAAUGGUGAUCGAUGCAUGGUGAGGGUUGGUGGUGGGUGGGCAGAUCUUGGAGAGUAUCUCAAGGAGUAUGCCAUUCACCAUGGCAGGCGAUCAAAGGGCGGAAGCGCAAGCAAGGUUGAGGUGAAGGACAUUCCAACCUCUAGCCCUGGUAACCGGCCAUCCUCGGCACUAGAUUCGCCCAUAACGCCCCUGCACGUUCGCAAGACGCGACGCAGCUUUGGCGGCAUGGAUGAUAGUGCCUCCUCGGCGAUGCGACAGGCCUUCCAGCCCAAAACACCGCUUUCCGUUCUCUCUGUAGACUCGACUGCCCACGCCGAUAACCAAUCCCACCAAAUCACGCCCCCUUCAGAAUCAUCAACAAGAUCAAGAUCCUCAUCUCGCCUUAGCUGGGCCGAAGAAGACAGCCUGCUCGGCAUGUCAGGCCCAACUGGCAAGCAGAUCGAGCUUGAUGCCGAGAGGAAGGAAUGGAUCGAGAACGUUAAGGAGAAGGUGCGCAUCGCUAGCGGUGAGCGCAGAGUUCCUCCUACAAGCGGCGGAUCCCCGGGCGAGACCUUCUUUGGCGAGAUCAACAAGGUCGGAGGUACCAAGCGGCUCUUCAGGAGGGGGAACCAAUAGCAGUUGACCCUACCGAGAGCUUGACCGAGUACCCUCGCUUCAUGAUUUUCGACACGGCUCGGGCUGAGUUCGUCACUGAACUUUGUCGGUUACACCGAGUAUAAAGCACCACACUAUAUGAGCAUUGGAAGGAGUUUUUCUCACGUCUUUUCCCUUUUGUUUGUUUAUUUUCUUCGGCAUUUUAUUUUAAUACCUGGUUUCGGCGUCAAUGUAGCAGAUACCGCCAUCUGGCCACCGGCGAGAUGUGCAUUGUUUUUUUCUUUUCUUUUUCUAUUGUCUCUUAUUUUAUUUCCACGGCACUGGCGCGGAACGGCACAUAUACCUUGGAGGAUCAUGCUAUACCCAUACUUUGGUCGGUGUCUUGGUUUAUUAUUUCAUUUUAACUCUUUCCAUCCCUGACUCCCAUGUAUAUCUUUCGUGCUGGGCAGGAUGCAAGUGCGCGUGUAAUCUAUUGACACGCAUCCAAUACCAAAUAACCUAUUCAUAACCCGCA
This is a messenger RNA of Pyricularia oryzae 70-15, 3996 nucleotides long. RefSeq lists its product as uncharacterized. Gene Ontology annotation, molecular function: microtubule binding. The record is from RefSeq and is a predicted model, not a curated record. The transcript has a single exon. NCBI's taxonomy places the organism in Eukaryota, Fungi, Ascomycota, Sordariomycetes, Magnaporthales, Pyriculariaceae. Bases 1071 to 3503 code for a protein of 810 amino acids.